This is a messenger RNA of Miscanthus lutarioriparius, 855 nucleotides long. NCBI's taxonomy places the organism in Eukaryota, Viridiplantae, Streptophyta, Magnoliopsida, Poales, Poaceae. The record is from the annotation of a GenBank genome assembly.
AUGUCCACAAAUGCUACGGCCACCAAAACACCAUCGUGGUUGCAUCGAUUGCAUGUGAAAAAAGGAAUAUCUAUGCCAUCCAACCUACAAAUUGAUAAUCUCAUCUAUGGAGAUGGAUCCCAACCGUCACUAUGCUUUCCUGUACCAACUUCUUCCUCUUGUCAUCAUAAAAACCCUCUUGACAUUGCCAAAAACCAAGUUCAGAAGGCUACUAAGCUCAAAAGGUGCAAACCACCUCGCAAUCCAACAAGACAGAGCCCAAGAUUUAACAGACCUCACCUAUCGCAACCAAAACCACAGCCACAACCCACCACCAUGGUUUCUAAUGUUUCAAGGAUCCCCUCCUUUGAUCCAAUAGAUACAUUGUCCCUUAAUAAGGCUUUUCGCAAGAAAAAGCAAUCGACCAGCAACACAUUGUGCAAUGUUUACUACACCAUCAUGGACGCCAGUAUUGAUAAAUGCAAGGCUACCAAAAAAUCAAUCUGUAGCGAUGACUUUGGGAAGGCCUCUAGCAAAAAUCAUGAGGAGACCUUUGAACAACAUGAUUCCAUCGUAAAGGGAAAGCGAAGGUUUAGUCUCCUCUCCAAGAUGCAAGAAAACUAUGAGAAGAAGGAGAAAGAGGCCACCUUACAGGAAAAGAGCAUUAAAGUCAAGAACAAUUAUAAAAUUGAGUGUAUGACAAGUGCAGCCAAGAAUAGGUGUCGAAGCAUUGAUAUCACUGUCAUUGACACUAGUAUUGAUGGAUGGAAAGCCACCAAAAAACUCACCUAUAGGGGAGAUUUUUGGGAGGUUGCUAACGAAAAAUCGAUGCUGGCCUGUCUGAACAAGAGGAUGCCUAUGAGAAGGAGAAAAUGA